UCCCGUCAGUCGUGUUUUGGAGACCGGCUAACAUGUACAGGUGUUUGAUAAAGGAUUUUGAGACGCGUCCUUCAGUGACGCAUCUGCUGGAGCAUCCGUUCAUCAAACAGGCUCAUGGGAAAGACACGUCGCUCAGACAGCAGCUGUCGGUCCUCAUCCGUGAGCAGCAGGACGUGGGCAGCAGGACCAAGACCAGGCAUGAGCGAAUCAAUACUCGGAAAACACUGAUCAUUGAGAGCUGCCCGGAUGAUGAUCUUGUCAACCUGGAGCUUUUAGACGAGGAAACGAUCAUCGCACACCUUCAGAAGCGAUAUCAGGAUCUGCAGAUCUACACAUAUGUUGGAGAUAUUCUGAUCGCCUUGAACCCUUUCCAGAAUCUUAGCAUCUACUCUCCACAGUUCUCCAAGCUCUAUCAUGGGAUGAAACGCUCCACCAACCCUCCACACAUCUUUGCCACCGCUGAUGCAGCCUAUCAGAGCAUGGUGACCCUCUGCAAAGAUCAGUGUAUAAUCAUCAGUGGAGAAAGUGGAGCUGGGAAAACGGAGAGUGCCCACCUCAUUGUCCAGCAUCUCACCUUUCUGGGCAAGGCUAACAAUCGUACACUCCGCGAGAAGAUUCUUCAAGUGAAUCCCCUGGUGGAGGCAUUUGGUAACGCAUGCACGGCUAUUAACGAUAACUCCAGCCGCUUCGGAAAGUAUCUGGAGAUGAAGUUCACUCCUACAGGAGCAGUGAUGGGUGCCAAAAUCUCAGAGUAUCUUCUGGAAAAAUCACGAGUCAUCAAACAGGCCACGGGUGAGAAAAACUUCCACAUAUUUUACUAUAUCUAUGCUGGUCUUUACCAUCAAGACAACCUCAGGAAAUACAAGCUACCCAACAAAACUGCCCCCAGAUACAUUGACUGUGUAAAUGGUAAAGUAAUGCAGGACAUCAUCUCCAGCAAACUGUACAAGGAGCAGUUUGACGCCAUUCAGGACUGUUUCCGCAUCAUAGGAUUUACUGAGGAGGAAGUGAAUUCUGUAUACAGAAUUCUAUCUGCCAUUUUAAACACGGGAAAUAUUGAGUUCGCAUCCGCCAGCUCUCAGCAUCAGAGCGACAAGAGCGAAGUGCCCAACUCUGAAGCCUUAGAUAAUGCGGCCGCUCUGCUCAGCAUCGGCUCCGAGGAGCUUCAGGAGGCUUUGACCUCUCACUGUGUGGUGACUCGAGGAGAAACCAUCAUCCGCACCAACACUGUCGACAAGGCCACUGAUGUGAGAGACGCCAUGUCUAAAGCCCUGUACGGACGCCUCUUCAGCUGGAUCGUCAACCGCAUUAAUGCACUGCUGCAGCCUGACACGAACAUCUGUGCGGCCGAGAGUGGGAUGAACGUGGGGAUUCUGGACAUCUUCGGCUUCGAGAACUUCAAGAAGAACUCGUUUGAGCAGCUGUGCAUCAACAUCGCUAACGAACAGAUCCAGUUCUACUUCAAUCAGCACAUCUUUGCCUUGGAACAGAUAGAGUAUCAGAGUGAGGGUGUUGAUGCCAGUCUGGUGGAAUACGAGGACAACAGGCCCAUUCUGGACAUGUUUCUUCAGAAGCCCAUGGGUUUACUGUCUCUGCUGGAUGAGGAGAGCCGAUUCCCACAGGCCACUGAUCAAACUCUUGUCGAUAAAUUUCAGGAUAACCUGAGGAAUAAGUACUUCUGGACACCCAAGCGCGUGGAGCUCUGCUUUGGGAUCCAGCAUUAUGCUGGCCAGGUCUUAUAUAAUGUGAGUGGAUUUCUGGAGAAGAAUCGCGACACUCUUCCUGCAGACAUCGUGGUGGUUUUGAGGACAUCGGAGAACAGACUUCUGCAGCAGCUGUUUUCCAGCCCUCUGACAAAAACAGGUAAUCUGGCCACAUCCAGAGCGAGAGUGACAGCAGCCUCCAGAUCUCUGCCUCCGCAACUCAACAGCGGAAGAAAUAAGUCUCCUAAAUACCUGCUAAAGGUGGACACCAUGGAAAUGAUGCGUCACCCUGAAGAAACCACUAACAUGAGGAGACAGACAGUGGCGUCUUAUUUCAGGUACUCUCUCAUGGACCUCCUGUCUAAGAUGGUGGUCGGGACGCCUCACUUUGUCCGCUGUAUCAAACCCAAUGACGACCGGCAGGCGCUGCGCUUCAACAAAGAGCGUGUGAUGGUUCAGCUGCGCUACACCGGCAUCCUGGAGACAGUCAACAUCCGCAGACAGGGCUAUUCCCACCGCAUCCUCAUCCAGGAGUUUGUAAACAGGUAUUACUAUCUGGCCUUUCGAGCUCAUCAGAUGCCAGAGGGAAGUAAAGAGAACGCCAUCAUUAUAUUGCAGAAGGCCAAACUAGAUUACUGGGUUGUGGGCAAGACAAAGGUGUUUCUGAAGUAUUAUCACGUGGAGCAGCUCAAUCUGAUGUUGCGGGAAGUGAUCGCUCGAGUGGUGUUAAUGCAGGCCUACACCAAGGGCUGGCUGGGCGCUCAACGCUACCGUAGAGAGAGAGAGAAACGCCGCAACGGGGCAGUCGUCAUACAGUCAGCCUGGAGGGGUCACGUGGCUCAUCAGAAUCUGAAGCUGAUAAAGAGAGAGCGUGAACAGGCCGCUGUGCAGAUCCAGUCAGUAUACAGAGGCUACAGAGUCAGGAAGGAUUACAAACAGAGUCGACAAUGGACUGGACAACCCGCUUCCAAAAAAUCUGCUUCCACCAAUCACUCGCCGGAUGAAAAGGUUGUCUCUGUCAGCGCAGACUCUGUCAGCGGCUCCAGUGACGCGUCUGUGCCCAAAACAGACAAACAGAGUGACAGCAGAGAGAGAGGGCCACUGAGCAAACAAGGCCCAACACUGAAGCUACACCAGCACCGUUCCCCUCGGCGUAGAGGACAGCAGCCCAAGCUUCUGAACAGCCCGGAAGACAGUCUUUAUUACAACCAUCUCAACAGAAGUCUGGAUUAUCAGGGGAGCAAGAGGAAACCCAGAAAACUGGGGCAAAUCAAGCUUCUGGAUGGAGAGGAUGAAUAUUAUCAGUUACUGUCUACAAUAGAGGCCGUCCCUGAGGAGGACGUCUUAUCUGGCACCUCCCCCAACCCAACAUCAGCCCCGCCCACUAUCUCUUCCAGAUGAGCAGAGCUCCACCCACCACUCUGACUCAUGCACACAGCCGAUUGCCUUCUCCAGUCUUUUGCUACGGAAUGUGCUGUACAUAUAACGUAAUGAAGGAAAAUUAUUUAUGUACACAAUACUUUCCCAGUAUUUGGAAUUUAUGUAUUUAUUAUGAUAUGCUCAUCAGUUUUCUUGUACAAUAAAAGGGAAAUAAAUACCUAUUAUGGUUAAUUAAUUAAGGACUCUCUAUGGCAGCCUGCUAAUAUUUAAAAUCAUUUUGCCAAACAUGAUUAGGUGAGUGAUGACUUAUUCUCUGUGCUCAUUUUAUUUAUUUAUUUACUUGAAUUUAUUUAAUGAAAGACAUUUUACGAUUGUUGGUCUAGUGAGUUUAUUGGACCAGCUACAAAAUAAAGUUUGAACAUCCUUAUUGGAGAAACAAAAUUCGUCAAACGGCUCUCUUAAUUUUAUUAAAUUACUGGUCAAGCUACAGGAACGAAGAGCUUAACUUUUUUUAAGAAAGCAUUCUGGAAAUAAUCUCUCUUUUAAAUGGCAUGUCGUGAGUUUGGAUGAAGUGUUAGUUUUGUACAGUGUUUGGGGUUCUCAAUCCAAUUCAACCGGAUGUUUUGUACCACAAUCUCAGAAAUAAA
Danio aesculapii is the source of this 3730-nucleotide messenger RNA. RefSeq names its product myosin IIIB (gene myo3b). The coding region runs from base 33 to 3104 and encodes 1023 amino acids. The transcript is spliced from 29 exons. Gene Ontology annotation, molecular function: cytoskeletal motor activity; ATP binding; protein binding. NCBI's taxonomy places the organism in Eukaryota, Metazoa, Chordata, Actinopteri, Cypriniformes, Danionidae. Gene Ontology annotation, cellular component: myosin complex. The record is from RefSeq and is a predicted model, not a curated record.